AUGCCACCACUGCCAGUUCCCAACAGGGGCGUUAACACCAUGCCUCCACCGACAGCCAUGCCCGGACGCACAGCAAUGCCACCCCCACCACCCCCGACAGCUGCAAAGCCAGACCACAUUGUCCUUCCCUCCGACCCGGCCAAGCCUGCCCCGAUUCUGACUACAGAACAAGCCGUGUCAGAGUGGCCACGGACACCUGGGUACCAGGGGUUUAUGGGGUGGUUGAAGAGGAGAUGCGACCGCAUCAGGGGAAAGAACAUUAUCGACGGCAACGACGGUGCUUCAGAACCUACGGCGGCGCUCCUUGAUAUUCUGGACCAGAUGGUGGCAUGGGUCGAGGAGGUUCCUCCCCACCCUCAAGCUGGGCAGCGGUUUGGAAACCUCGCGUUCAGGGAGUACAUUGUUCUUGUGGAGAAGCGUCUCCCAGCUAUUGUGGCAGCGACGAGCAUGUCGGCAACUCUCCAAGGCCAGGUACUUCCCCUACUUAUCAAAUCUCACGCUUUUGGUCACCCGACACGUAUCGACUAUGGCACAGGCCACGAACUUGCCUUUGUCUUGUCCCUGUGGUGCUGCGUUGUUGCCGGCUGGGUAGCGACUGAGCAGGAGCAAGACGAACUUGUUCUCCGUGUGUUCCCUAGAUACCUCGACCUCGUGACCAAGCUCCAGUCAACGUACCGCCUCGAGCCCGCAGGCUCUCACGGCGUGUGGGGUCUUGACGACUACUGCUUCAUGCCCUACCUCCUGGGCAGUGCGCAGUUGCUUGGUGGCGACAUUUCCCCAGAUGAAGCGCUCAAGGCUGCCACGUCGUCUUCUGGCCCGUUCACCGACCUGUACACCCUCUCCCUGCACCGCAUCACUCUGUUCAAACGCGGUGCGGCUUUCAGCGAGCACUCGCCACUGCUUGACAGCCUGUCCCAGUUCCCAUCUUGGGUCAAGGUCCACUCGGGCUUGACCAAGAUGUAUCAGGCUGAGGUACUGGGGAAACGCGUCGUCGUGCAAGGUCUGUGGGUUGGCGGGUGGUGCUGGGGUGAGGACAUGCCCGCUGCCACCGAGUAUGAGAGGCGCUCGUCGGCCUUGUCCCGGAUCGGCACUGCCACGACAGCGGCACCAUGGGCUCAGCAAACCCAAGCGCCGACUGCAGGGGCUGUCCCAAAUCGUUAG
Molecule: messenger RNA, 1161 nt
Organism: Apiotrichum porosum
Lineage: Eukaryota; Fungi; Basidiomycota; Tremellomycetes; Trichosporonales; Trichosporonaceae
Gene: RRD1
Product: Serine/threonine-protein phosphatase 2A activator 1
Exons: 4
Coding region: 1-1161 (386 amino acids)
Biological process (GO): mitotic spindle organization
Cellular component (GO): protein phosphatase type 2A complex; cytoplasm; nucleus
Molecular function (GO): protein tyrosine phosphatase activator activity; peptidyl-prolyl cis-trans isomerase activity
Source: RefSeq, a predicted model, not a curated record